Molecule: messenger RNA, 893 nt
Organism: Saccostrea echinata
Lineage: Eukaryota; Metazoa; Mollusca; Bivalvia; Ostreida; Ostreidae
Product: biogenesis of lysosome-related organelles complex 1 subunit 5-like
Exons: 5
Coding region: 40-510 (156 amino acids)
Cellular component (GO): BLOC-1 complex; transport vesicle
Source: RefSeq, a predicted model, not a curated record
GUGAAAGAAACUUUGAAAAAAAAUGGGCGGAGAUCCGAGAUGGACCAACAACUUUUUAAAGAUUUAAGUGAAAUUCAUGCCAGAUUAUUUGAUCAUCGACCCAUUCUGCAGGGCCACACUAACUUUUUUGUGAAAGAGUUUGAGGAAAAAAGAGGCAACCAUGAACAAGAAAGACUAAAGAAAUUGGAUGAAGAAAUAAAGGAAAUGAAAGAUGGCCUAAUACCAGAGGCAAAGGAAGGAAUGGACCAAUUUCUGGCAAAUAUCACAGCCAAAUUAAAAGUUGCAACAGAGGUUUGUAAAAGAGUUGAGGAAAAAGAAAACAACAUAGAUACAGAUCUUUUAGAAAAAGAACGUGAACGACGAAAAAGUGAUUGGACAGAAUUCUUGGCUCGUCAGUAUGAAACGUGUGACCAGGUGGAUGCAGAAUUUUCUGAACAAGCAGAUAUCGUAGCAAAACAUUAUGAAGAGCUUGAGAAAAAUCUAGUAGCUAUGAACAAUUCUACCCCGUAACAUUCCUUUUGUGUUUUUGAUGUUAGUAAAGAUUCUGGUUGACUUCUGGAUAUUUUAUUUUUUUAUUGUCGGUGUUUUAUUUAAUUGUUGUAAAUUUUACAAGUGCAAUAAAUUAAAGGUAUAAUCUUGCAUAUUCAGUAAUCAGUAAUAGCUGCCUAUACGCAAGUGCGUACACAUCACUUUCAGAAAAAAAGAAAAAGGAUAAGAAAAAAGAGAGAAUUAUUCGGAGAAAAAAAUCUCAGUACCAUCCAACAAAUAUUUGUGUUUCAAAUUAUUCUGUGUCAUACUGUGUUCAUUUAAAUUUUAAAUUAUCAUGGCUGUAUGAUAAAAUUUGAAAUCUUUUAUUUAAUAACUGACAAAUCCAAAUAAAUCAUUCAUUAUUU